Messenger RNA from Carica papaya (papaya), 965 nucleotides. The record is from RefSeq and is a predicted model, not a curated record. NCBI's taxonomy places the organism in Eukaryota, Viridiplantae, Streptophyta, Magnoliopsida, Brassicales, Caricaceae.
UAUUUGUACUGAUAUCACACUGUAUCUCUCUUCCUUCCUAAGAUAUUAUGAUAUUUCUGACUUCAUCCUUACAGGUGGAAGAGAAUAAUCGAUUAAGGUCUGAGCUUCAGAAAAAAAUUCAGGAACUGGAAAAAUUUAAAUUAGAUGAGCCAAUCGCUCGAAGGCCUAACCAUUUUGAUAAACAGAAUGAGCAUGUUUGUUUACCUUAUGAAGUUCAUCAAGCAGUUCCUUCUCUUAGUAGUCAACAUGAUAAGAUUAAGAACAUGGGCAGCACACCUACUACUGAUUCAUUACAGACGCUUGUUGUCCGCCAAGAUAUGAACUUAAGUGAUGAUGCUGCUGCUGUGCAAAAUCAUUCUGAGAGCCACUCUGGAAGUGGAAAGGUCAACGGGGCAUCGAAGGCAACUGUAGAUAGUGCUAGCCUUUUUCAUUUAUCUUCUCCAUCUACAACAGCAUUCUCUCCUACCAGGCAUCAAAUAGAGGGAGAAUAUGAUCAACGCUAUAAUUCAUCUGGGCAUGGGCUGAUGCCUAUGGCUGAAGUAAAUAACACCAGCAGUAUAUGGAAGCAGGAUCUCAUUCUUAAGAUUCGGGAACACGAAGAAGAGAUUAUGCAGUUGCGGAAGCAUCUUGCUGACUAUUCUAUCAAGGAAGCUCAGAUUCGCAAUGAAAAAUAUGUCUUGGAAAAGCGCAUUUCAUAUAUGCGGCUGGCCUUUGAUCACAGCACAGACCUUAAUGGAGAAACACAUGCUCACUUUUUCUGCAUUGUGAUAUGGGUUGUAGUUUGUGGUCAAGGCUACUGGGCCUGUUUGGGAUCCCUUGUGUUGCUCGCCACUAGGUGGAUUGCUUUGUUUGCUCUUAUAUUCAAGGAUAGGAGUGAGGAAGGAGGCAAAACCACUCUGGAGAGUGGACAUUUUUGCAGGAUUGUGGAGUAUUCAGUUGGAAAGAAAUUGAAGAAUAUUCAAUGA